AAUACAGUCUAUGAUCGAAGCUGGAGCCUCUUUUCAGCUGUAAAGUGAAAGUAGAUCAGUCGACAGCUCAGUAACGUUAAUAGAAUUCAAGGCACAACGGCUGUGCUAAGGAAGUUAGCUGUCAAGCUAAUUUCUUCACUGCCUCCACGUUAACGUUAUUCCAAAACAUAGCUACCCUAGACAGGAAAUCAUAAGGCGAGAAAGACACAUACGAGUAAGUACACUGCAGUGAGAUGCUAACUGGACUUACGUAUCUUAUCUCCAAAAUUAUUAUCAGCCACCAUGGACCACGAAGGGGAACCCCAGGAAGGAGCUAUGGGGCUGAAACACGAGGAGCUGCCGCAGAUGGACGGCUUAUGUGAUGCGUGCGAGCCUGACGAGGCCCAACCGGCCACACAAGUAUGCCACACCUGCAGCUUUGCCUUCUGUUCUGUCCAUGCUGACAGACAUGCCAGCAGCACACAUCACCCCAUAAUGCCUUACAACCAAGAGGGGACACAAGCUAAUGGACUCGGCACAAACAGAUGCUCCAGAGUUGGAGAUGGAGCUGAGGAUGUGGCAGGCGCUGAGAGGGCAGCUAGAAUGGGUGUGAAUCAGGAGAUGGCGCCACUCGGAGUAGCAAUGGCUAAUGGCGAUGAGAGUGGUGAUGCUGGGGAAAGAGAAGGAGCCAAGAAUGGUGUACAGUUGAAGGCUGAGCUGGGUGACGGAGCUGAGGGUGCAGAAGCAGGGCAAGAGGUCGUGGCUGCCAGAGAAGCGGGGAAGAGGGACACUGUGACAGUAGAGAGACUGCGCUGCAAGGAGCAUGGACAGGAAGGAUCACUCUACUGUAAACCAGAUGAGAAGAUCAUCUGUGUGGUGUGUGCCGUGCAGGGUGAGCACCGUGAGCAUGAGAUCAUCACCCUGCAUGAGGCCUACGUGUGGCAGAAGAGCAGGCAAGGUUACGACCUGCUGGGCUGUACACAACAGAUGGGUGAGAAGAUCAAGACCAAGUGGACCAACCCCGAGAUGUCAACAGAGGAGCUGGAGGCGUAUGUGAACAGCCAGUUUGACGAGCUCCGCAAACUGGUGCGUCUGGAGGAGAAGAGGACCCUUCAUCUGGUUGACCUCAAAGAGGCGUUCCUGACAGCAUCCGCUGCUGAGAAAAUCGCCGAGAUCUCCGUGGAAACCGAGCGCCUGCAGGAAGAGAUGGACAACAUCACACACCAGCUGUGCCUGCUGGAGCGGGCUGAGGCGUUGGGUCCUGCUGUGGCGGCACAGGCACUCGCAGCAGCACCAGCCCACAGGGUGCAGCGUGACAUUGAGGCCAGGCCAAGGCUGCCAGAGCCGAGGGCAGAGCCCAUGGACCAACGGGACUUUGACGACAAUAAUUCUAGACCAUCCAUGGACCACGCCCCCUAAAACCAGCUGACCAGACUCCUGCUACACCCACCUGUCCUUCAGUGUCUGCUUCAGCCAGCCGUCAGCCCUGUUGAGCUGUCAGGCUGGCCCUCUCUCUCUCUCUCUGUCAGCCAUCUCUUUUACCCUGCCCCUCUCUCCCUCCCAGGGAACUGACCUUGAAGAGGGCUGCUGUGACAAAUAUGGAUGGCCACGUCUGUUCUGCUCUCAAACUUUUUUUAAUUCCUCACUAGCUACUAACUUUCUUUAAUUGAAGCACACAAAGUUAUGUGCAAUCAAUUACCAUCAGGCUCAGUUGCCACAGCCAGUCAUAUCCUUGGCUUUACUGGUGAGCCUGGCUGACUCAGAGAAGGAGCCUGGGUAGGCAGCUGAGCGGAGCAUCUGUUAAGCCCAACAGAUGUCAGAAAUGGGAAAUUCUUUGACGCGGUGUGCUUCACACUUCAUUUAUGUGUGUAUGAAUAUCAUUUUGUUUCUGUCAUUUUUUUUUGACAAACAUUCUGGACUCUCCCAGACAAAGAAAGGGAACAUUUUCCAGAUGCCACAAAUGCCUUACGUCUUCAAGAGAAUAUAUUAUGUUAUAUUUUAAUUGUAAAAAAAGUGUCUGUAGCUUUUGUUCUAUAAUGUUGUCUCUUGCACUUUCCAUCAUCCUGGUGCCUUCACCCCUCCUGUGCCCUACACCCUCCGCCCUACCCGCUGAUUCUUUAUGCUUGUAGAUUUGCGCUCACUUCCUUGUGUGCUUGUCUAUUAUCAGAAGCGGGGGGACAUUUUGACACCUAUUGAUUGGUGAAUGUUGCUGAGUCUUUGUUAGGUGAAAAUCGAACUGUAAUUUGACUGUGCAAAAUAGCACUCCAGCACUAUCAGCUUUCUAUGCACUGUAAUGUAAGGGCUCAUUAGUCCUGGCCAAUCUGCAGCGCAUGACGGAUUGCAUUCCGGACGAGUGUACGCACUUUCUACCUUGACCCGCUCAGCCAUGGCUUUCAUUCAUGAUAUACCACCGCAAGUCUGUCUGUGUCAGCAGUUUGUUUUUAAUGUGAUUGAUUCUGUUGUCUUAAAUUCAAAAUUGAAAGCGGUGUCACCCGUAAUACGUGGGGCAUGUUUGACAACAACAUGACUUCACUGUGCUGUAGCACUGCACUACGAUGCACUGUGAGUUGUAUACCCACCCAAGGGAAAUGCCGGUGUGUCAACAGCCUAUUGAAAUAACUCUGCUCAGUCUUUAUUAUGUAACAACAAACAUAAGUCUGACUGUCUGAUGUUUCCCCUGGUUUUAAUGUCUAAUAUUUGUGUCUUAAAUCUAUAAAUAAACAGCCAGUUUUUUUUU
Molecule: messenger RNA, 2716 nt
Organism: Sander lucioperca (pikeperch)
Lineage: Eukaryota; Metazoa; Chordata; Actinopteri; Perciformes; Percidae
Gene: trim44
Product: tripartite motif containing 44
Exons: 6
Coding region: 283-1398 (371 amino acids)
Molecular function (GO): zinc ion binding
Source: RefSeq, a predicted model, not a curated record